Apis florea (little honeybee) is the source of this 2415-nucleotide messenger RNA. It is a transcript of the gene PIG-S, whose product is annotated as phosphatidylinositol glycan anchor biosynthesis class S. NCBI's taxonomy places the organism in Eukaryota, Metazoa, Arthropoda, Insecta, Hymenoptera, Apidae. Gene Ontology annotation, biological process: attachment of GPI anchor to protein. Gene Ontology annotation, cellular component: GPI-anchor transamidase complex. The record is from RefSeq and is a predicted model, not a curated record.
AUAUGUGCCCUCUUCCGGACGAAUUUAUAAACAGUAUAUAAAGGAAUUUUCAUGAAAAUGAUCGUAAGAAAGAUAAAUUUGUGAAGAAAACGAAUUUUCAAUAUAUUUUAUAAUUUGUUCUAUUUUUAAGCAUAUGCGAGUGUUCAUUUAUUAUAAAGAUGUGUUUAUACUAAAAUAUGAUAAUGCGAGAUAAAAUUUUUUUAUUGUAUAAAAUAUUAACAUAAUUAUAUAUAUAUAAUUUCUGUGAUGAAUAUUGAUAAAACAAAAUAAAGUGAAUACAAUAUGAAUGAAGAAAUAAUGGAUACUAUAGGUUACGAUACGGCUAUAGAUGAAAAGUAUAGAGUUUACGCGAGUAUAUCCUUUGCUGUACUAUUAUUGGGCAUCGGAGUUCCUCUUUGGUGGCAUACUACUGCAGUUCCACGUGUACCGCUCCCUUACGGUGGAAUUGAGCAACUUUCCAACUUAGAAAUCAACAUUAAAACAAAAAUUGUCGUUCUAGCUCUUUCCCGAGAUCGUGCUGAAUUAUUGGUUCAUGAUAUAAAAGAAGCUUUCAAAAAUGCCAGUAUCUGUCAAAUAGAGGUCAUUUAUCGUGUAAUAUCCAAUACUUUCGCGUUUACGCAUCAUCAAUUAGAGAAGAUAGCAUCUACUUUUGAUGUUGACGUAGGACAACUUUUACUCUUUGAAACAACUAACUUGAACAAUGCAGUUCUUGUCGGUUCGAAAAGAACUAUUUAUUUUUCUACCGAAACCACUUCUUCCACUUUGAUACAAGUAUUAUCGGAAUGGAUGUUGCACGAAAAGUCAUUGGCUUUAACAAGAAAUGCACUCACUGAACCGACUCUUUAUAAUCUAGAUGAGGAGAAUAGAAGAAGAUUUCCGGCUAGUCCGGCGUAUGAUAUAUUGAUCACUGUCGUUAAUCCUGAUCCAGAGAAAUUGAAGAUUGAUUGGAAUCUUCGCGAGAUGGUUGAAGAAUAUGUCGAACCCUUUCUUGAUGAAGUUUCAAUUUUGAGUAAUUUUUCGGUCAAAUCGCAGUGGUUAUAUUUGUUACCUUUGGACGUGAUUCCGAAACGUGUGCCCGAUAGUAGUCCGUUAGGUAGACACUUUGCAUUAUCGGAAGAUGUUUUGCCACAACUAAUCACACCUUUGGAAAAGAAACUAGCCUCGCAAGUUAGUCUUCGAUCAACUAUUAAUUUUGUCAUCUAUGUUGUUCCUUGCGAUAAUGCUCCAUUAUAUAUUUACACACGUUCUGGUCAUCGAUCAAAAAUUAACGCUAACGUUGAAGCAUUUCUUUCUCCAAGGUGGGGUGGUGUAAUAUUAAUCAAUCCACCCGUGGAAACUUGUAUGACUAUGAAAUCUGAUGAAUUAGUUACCAUUGUUCCUGAACAGACUACCAUUGUUGGAACAUUUCUUACGCAAUUAAAACUUCUCUUAGGUAUUCCCGAGCCGAAAUUUUUGAAUGGUGUUACCAUUGUUCCUUUACCAGGAUUGAAACUGCACAAUUGGGAAGUUGAUGCAUUGCUACGUGUACGCACGAUUGAGCAAUUAACAUCAGCAAAAUUGACUUUGCAAUCACUUGCUCGACUUCUUCAAGAAAUUGGUAACAUUGUGAUCACAGAUAUUGUAGGAAAUAGGAUAAAAACAGCCUUGAGUUUAGUGGAAAAAUCAGCUCAACAAUUAACACAGGGUGAUCUAGCUACAGGUUUCUUAUUGAGCAAAGAAGCAUUCAUUACCGCAGAAGCAGCAUUUUCCGAUCCAACACUUUUUGCUUUGUUGUAUUUUCCUGCAGAUCAAAAAUAUGCCGUAUAUACACCUUUAUUUUUGCCAACUAUGGUACCAGUCUUGCUUUCCUUAAAAAGUAUUUAUCGUUAUUAUUUUGUUCGAAAAAAUAAUCCAUAGAAGAAAGAUUGCACAAGACUAUAAUAAAUAAAAUUGUAAAUUUUUCACAAUAAUGUUUUUCAUCAAUUCUCCGAUUUCUUUUUCUUAUUUUCGAAUUUCGAAACGUUACACUAUCUUAUUUGGAUGAAACGAAUAUUACAAAUAAAAACAAUUUUUUUUAUUGUACAAAGAAAAUAUUGAUUAAGUUAUAAAAACAGCAGAAAGUGUGAAAUGAAUGAAAUGAAUGAAUGAAUGAAAAAGAGAGGAAGAGGAUUAAGUGAUUAAAAGAUUAAAAAGAAGAAAGGAAAAAAGAGAAGAGAAUGCGUCGAGCAGUUUAAAUUGUUCUAACGAAUGUCAAAUGAGUUUAAGAUAUUUUAUAUAUAGUUAAAAUUUGUUUGUCCUGCAUUUUUGUCGUACAUAGACUAAAUUCUAGAAAUAUAAUUUUUUCAUAAUUUCUGUUAUUCACGGAUAAACCGUAUUACACGUCACAGCAUAUGAUAUAAUACAAAGUAGCUAAAUAAAAUUUAUUAUUUAUUCACA